UUCAGAUACAGAUUCAAAUUAUAGCAAUGAGAUAUACUAUAGCUAGUAUCCUCUUUCUUUCACUGAUAGCUUGCAGUGUCAAUGCAAGAAAAGAUGGAGGGGAAUAUUGGCAAGGUGUUGUGAAGGAUCAAAAAGUGGAAGGAAAUGGCUGCCACACGGUGGGGGAGUCAACAAUAUUCGAUGUCAAACCUAAGUACGAGGAAUCUUUUGCAAAUGGCUUUGAGAGAAGGGCUCAUACUAAUACUCAUGUCAACCAUUUAGGUCUUGUGAGAGAGUUUGAGCCUAGGCCUAGUGCCACGUCUUAUGUUAGUAACCUCAAGCCUCAAGAUGAGAAAUCUAUUGUGAGAGAUUUUGAACCUAGGCCUAGUAUCACAUCUUAUGUUGAUAACCUCAAACCUGAAGAUGAGAAAUCUUUUGUGAGGGAUUUUGAGCCUAGGCCCAGUAUCACAUCUUAUGUUGGUAACCUCAAGCCUGAAGAUGAGAAAUCUUUUGUAAGAGAUUUUGAGUCUAGGCCUAGUGCUACAUCUUAUGUUGGUAACCUCAAGCCUCAAGAUGAGAAAUCUUUUGUGAGGGAUUUUGAACCUAGGCCCAGUGUCACAUCUUAUGUUGGUAACCUCAAGCCUGGAGAUGAGAAAUCUUUUGUGAGGGAUUUUGAGCCUAGGCCCAGUAUCACAUCUUAUGUUGGUAACCUCAAGCCUGAAGAUGAUAAAUCUUUUGUGAGGGAUUUUGAGCCUAGGCCCAGUAUCACAUCUUAUGUUGGUAACCUCAAGCCUGAAGAUGAGAAAUCUUUUGUAAGAGAUUUUGAGUCUAGGCCUAGUGCUACAUCUUAUGUUGGUAACCUCAAGCCUCAAAAUGAGAAAUCUUUUGUGAGUGAUUUUGAACCUAGGCCCAGUGUCACAUCUUAUGUUGGUAACCUCAAGCCUGAAGAUGAUAAAUCUUUUGUGAGGGAUUUUGAGCCUAGGCCCAGUAUCACAUCUUAUGUUGGUAACCUCAAGCCUGAAGAUGAGAAAUCUUUUGUAAGAGAUUUUGAGUCUAGCCCUAGUGCUACAUCUUAUGUUGGUAACCUCAAGCCUGAAGAUGAUAAAUCUUUUGUGAGGGAUUUUGAGCCUAGGCCCAGUAUCACAUCUUAUGUUGGUAACCUCAAGCCUGAAGAUGAGAAAUCUUUUGUAAGAGAUCGAGUCUAGGCCUAGUGCUACAUCUUAUGUUGGUAACCUCAAGCCUCAAAAUGAGAAAUCUUUUGUGAGUGAUUUUGAACCUAGGCCUAGUGUCACAUCUUAUGUUGGUAACCUCAAGCCUGAAGAUGAUAAAUCUUUUGUGAGGGAUUUUGAGCCUAGGCCCAGUAUCACAACCUAUGUUGGUAACCUCAAGCCUGAAGAUGAGAAAUCUUUUGUAAGAGAUUUUGAGUCUAGGCCUAGUGCUACAUCUUAUGUUGGUAACCUCAAGCCUCAAGAUGAGAAAUCUUUUGUGAGGGAUUUUGAACCUAGGCCCAGUGUCACAUCUUAUGUUGGUAACCUCAAGCCUGAAGAUGAGAAAUCUUUUGUGAGGGAUUUUGAGCCUAGACCCAGUAUCACAUCUUAUGUUGGUAACCUCAAGCCUGAAGAUGAGAAAUCUUUUGUGAAGGAUUUUGAGUCUAGGCCUAGCGCUGCAUCUUAUGUUGGUAAUGGUAAGCCUAUAGGUGGGAAAUCAAAUGCUUACGAUUUUGAGCAAAGACCUAAUGUUUCAGCAUACACUGAUGACGUUAGCUCCAAGAAGGAGAAAUCAAAUGCUAAUGACUUUGAGCCAAAACCUAAUGUUUCAGCAUAUACUGAUGAUAUUAGCUCAAAGAAGGAGAAAUCUUAUGGGGAAGAAUUUGAGUCAAGACCUAAUGUUUCAGUAUACACUGGUGAUGUUAGCUCAAAGAAGGAGAAAUCUUAUGGUGGAGACUUUGAGCCACGACCCAAUCUUUCAGCAUAUAGUGACGAGUGAAAAUGAAUCAUGAGUGGGAAGUUUAUAUGUUGUUAUGUGUGCUUUUAUUUAUGCUUUUAAUUAUAAUGUAUGAUGGUGUAUAAGAGUGUGGUUUUCGAAUAAAGUUUAGUCAUGUAUGGCAUGAAAA
Molecule: messenger RNA, 2092 nt
Organism: Salvia splendens (bonfire salvia)
Lineage: Eukaryota; Viridiplantae; Streptophyta; Magnoliopsida; Lamiales; Lamiaceae
Exons: 2
Coding region: 27-1184 (385 amino acids)
Source: RefSeq, a predicted model, not a curated record